Naegleria fowleri is the source of this 246-nucleotide messenger RNA. RefSeq lists its product as uncharacterized. The transcript has a single exon. The coding region runs from base 1 to 246 and encodes 81 amino acids. NCBI's taxonomy places the organism in Eukaryota, Heterolobosea, Eutetramitea, Acrasida, Naegleriidae. The record is from RefSeq and is a predicted model, not a curated record.
AUGGAAGAUAAAGAAUUCAAGAAACAACUCAAACCAAAUCCAGGAAGUAAAUCCUUAACUGCCAAUAAGGAUGACCAGUUAAAAGCACCAACCAAUGAAAAUUAUAAUGAACCAAAUAUUGGAGAUGUUUACAAAUCCAAUCGUGGUGAAGAAGGAAAGAAAGAGGAUUUGUUUGGAGGAGGUUCUUUUGAUGAAAUGAAGGAAAAGAAGGAUCCAUCUCCUCUCACUAGAAGUAAAAUGGAAUAA